CCCAAUAGCUGCUUUGAAAAUUGAUAUGCCUACUUGAAGUUGGAUGAGAACUUGGUGAUAUUCACCUUGGCCAACAUCUCUUCCUUUUCCCUGUCAUAUUCACAGACAAACCCUUUUCAAUCAAAUUCUUUGGAACUGGAUUUCAAUCCAAGGGAGUUUCUAUUUUGGUGGUUGGUUUCCAAUCAGCAUAUCAACUCACUGUUCUUCCUUGACACCACUGCAACUAAAGCCAUCAAUCCUUCUUUGUGUAAUUCCUCGUCAGGCAAGCUGGGAAUGCAAAACCAGUUGAAGAUGGAGAAAAACACGAUUAGUUGGUAUAAAUUGGAAAAAAUGGUAGUCGGGAUUGGAAGCUUCAAAGGAAUAUUGCAUUUGAAUCCAUCAACAUGUUUCCCGCAUUACCUUCAACAACCUAGGCGGCGUGCCAAACAAUAGUGUCAUUGUAGGGAAGUUCUAUUUAAUCGCGCAGAGUGGAAGCCCUGUUCAACAUCAAGAUACAAUUGUUUUGCAUUGCUGUCUGGGUUUCAGACCUAUUCGCAUAGCUGUCACUGGCUUUCAGACCAAUUUUGUGUUGCGGUCACAGGCUUUCAGAUUAUGAUCACUGGCGGCGCAUACUUAAUGAAUCUAUAAAAAAUCGCACAUCAAUAAUUUAGGGCUGAUUUCUAUACCACAAUUGAAGGUUCUGCUUUACAAACUCAACAAGAAGAAACAUGCCAUCAUGCUCUCCAAGAGAGUUAGGGACUAAAUUGUCACAAUCAAGUACGGAUUUGAUUGCAACAGGUGGACAGGAUGGUGGAAAUACAACAUCCUAUUCUCAAAGAGCAAUGGAAACUGAAACAGUGGACGUUGUUGUGAAUUUGAAUGCAAGUCAUGGACAAGGUGAAACCACACCAUUAGGCACUCCAAUAGCAAUGGAAGCUAAAAUGAUUGUCUCAGACGACGAUUUCAAUGCUGGAAACACCACAUUAAGCGCUCCAAGUGCAAUGGAAACUGUGAAUGUUGAGUCAAGUAGAGGGUUGAAUGCAAGACAUGGAGAGGGUUGUGAACAAGAUGAAACCAUAAAAUUAGGCACUCCAAGUGAAAUGGAGACCAAAAUGAUAGUCUUAAGUGAGGAUUUGGCUGUUGGAAAGACCUCAUUAAGCACUCUAAGCGCAAUAGAGAUUGUAACUGUUGAGUCUAGUGGGGACAUGAUUGCUGGAAAGACAACCUCAGGCACCACUCCAAGAGUAGAGGAGAUGGAAUUGGUGGAUGCAGGUGGAGAUUCAAUUGCAGAACAAAAUCAGUGGACGUUGUCACAAUCAAGUAUGGAUUUGAUUGCAACAGGUGGGCAGGAUGGUGGAAAUACAACAUCGUACUCUCAAAGAGCAAUGGAAACUGAAACAGUGGACGUUGUUGUGAAUUUGACUGCAAGUCAUGGACAAGGUGAAACCACACCAUUAGGCACUCCAAUAGCAAUGGAAGCUAAAAUGAUUGUCUCAGACGAGGAUUUCACUGCUGGAAACACCACAUUAAGCGCUCCAAGUGCAAUGGAAACUGUGAAUGUUGAGUCAAGUGGAGGGUUGAAUGCUAGACAUGGAGAGGGUUGUGAACAAGAUGAAACCAUAAAAUUAGGCACUCCAAGUGAAAUGGAGACCAAAAUGAUAGUCUUAAGUGAGGAUUUGGCUGUUGGAAAGACCUCAUUAAGCACUCUAAGCGCAAUAGAGAUUGUAACUGUUGAGUCUAGUGGAGACAUGAUUGCUGGAAAGACAACCUCAGGCACCACUCCAAGAGUAGUGGAGAUGGAAUUGGUGGAUGCAGGUGGAGAUUCAAUUGCAGAACAAAAUCAGGAUCAUGGACAAGACAACGAGACAAAAUUUAGCAUUUCAAGGGAAAAAGAGACAGAAACAGUGGUCUUUAGGGCUGAUUUGAUGGGAACGCUUAAGCCAAUCUUUGGAAAAGGUGGAAACAGAACAUCAGGCACUCCAAGAGCAGUGAAGAAUAAAAUGGCAAAGACAAACGUGGAGUCAAUUACUAGAUGCAAAAGGGUUUGUGAACGAGGUGUAAUAGAAAAAGGUCCAUCAUCACCUGAAGGAAAAGCUACAGACAAGAAAAGAGAGUCACCUUUUCCUGAAAGAGCAAGUUCAUCUAAACGAGGUGCUAGAAGAGGCAUGCAGGGUACACUGAACCAACCUACUCAGAAGAGGGCAAGAAUACAAGAAAAAAACAACGAAAUUUGUGAUCCUGGACCAAGAUCAAUAAUGGAAGAAGGUCCAUCAUCAUUGCCCGAAAGACAAGCAACAAACAACAAAAGAGGUUCACUUUGGCUUGAAAGAGUUAGGUCAUGUACACGAGGCACAAAAAGGGGCAUGCAGGAUACGUCAAGCCAACCUACUCAGAAGAGGGUGAGAAUAGUAGAACAAAACCAAGAAGUUAAUAAUCCUGGACCAAGCUCAAUAAUGGAAAAUAGUCCGUCAUCACUUGAAAGACAAGCAGCAAACAAGAAAAGAGGUUCACCUUCAUCUGAUAGAGUACGGUCAUGUAAGAAAACAACGUUUUUAUGGUUGAUAGACUCUAAGAUUAUUAAGGAAGAUGAACGAGUAAGCUAUAGGAGUGACACAAUUGAAAAGCCAUUAGCAGGAAGGAUUACUAGGGGUGGAAUUCUCUGCAGCUGUUGCCAGGAGGAGAUAUCAAUGUGGACCUUUGAGAACCAUGCUGGAAGUACUCUUAGACAGCCCUAUAAACAUAUUUACAUUCACAGAAAACGCAAAACCCUCCGAAAAUGCUUGAUUGAUGUUUGGCAACAUGCCCGGGAACAAAAGCGUCGGCAAAUGUUUUUGUUUGUGCCAAAAGAAACUGAUGCAGACCAAGAUGAUGAUGUUUGUGCAGUCUGUGGUGAUGGGGGAGACUUAAUCUGUUGUGACAGGUGUCCUUCCACAUAUCAUCUAUCUUGCAUAAAUAUAGAGACGGUUCCCCAAAAUGAUUGGUUUUGUCCAUAUUGUGUAUGCAAAUACUGUGGGCUGGUUGUGGACCUGGUUGUUGAGAAAAAAAGAUACUAUGAGAAAAAAGAAGGCUUCAAGUGCUCCCAAUGUGACAAGAAGUAUCAUUGGGAGUGCUUUGAAAAAUAUGAAAAAGAUUCCUCAAAACUAACUAAACCUUCAAGAUCAUAUUGUGGGCGAGGUUGCCAAGGGAUAUAUGCAAAAAUGGGAGUAUAUCUCGGAAUCAGAAAUGAUUAUUCGGCAAAAUACUCUUGGAGGGUUAUCCGCCUAAUGGAGACAUACAAGAACAAUCCUGCAUAUAUGAAUCUAUUCUUAGAAAACAAUUCAAAGGUUGCACUUACUUGGAUGCUAAUGAAUGAAGCUUUUGAGAAAAUAACUGACAGGAAAACAGGCAUCAAUGUGGUUCGAAGUAUUGUUUACAGCUGCAAGUCAAACUUAUCCAGGAUUGAUUUUAGCCGUUUUUAUAUGUUUGUUCUGGAGGAAGAUGAUGCGAUAAUUGCUGCAGCUUCUAUAAGAUUUCACGGGUCAAGGAUUGCAGAAAUGCCACUUAUUGCAACAGAAAUGACACGCAGGGGCCAAGGAGUUUGCCAGGAAUUAAUGAGGGUAAUUGAAUCGUUCCUAUGCAAUCUUAAAGUCAAAAACUUGAUAAUUCCAUCUGCUGUGGAGACUUGUGAUAUGUGGAAGCGCAAGUACAACUUUACUGAGGUGAGUGAAGAGCUGAAGAAAGAAAUAUCCUCCUAUAAAAUUGUAAUGUUCCCUUGUGCUGUAAGACUGUACAAGGACUUGUCAGCAAGCAUAGCAGAAAUUAAGAUUGACCUGGAACCACAAACAGAGCAUGCAGAGGUUACUGCUAGACUUGAGCAUGGACCCUCUCACCAGGAAGAUUAGAAGAAGUGAAACAGUCGUAGUGAUGGGAGGUUCAUACUCUGGCUGAUACAAAGAAACUUAAGGCUUAAAUCUUAGAAGGGCCCUUCCAAAAAUUAUUGGUGACUAUUGACUGCUACCUAUGUAUUGGUCUGGGUUCCCCAGUUUUUAACUUUGAUUGGUAAAUUAGACUUACUUUUGGACUAAUAAGGUAUGUUUGUUUUAUCUAAACAUUGUUUCAUGGUGUCAGAAAACCUGGUCCAGGAUUUCAAAAAUUGCAGUUGACUUAGCUCAACUCAACCCAAGUCUCUGAUAUAGGAUUUCAAUUACAACAAUAAAAUUUUAUCUCAUUAAGUGAUGUAUGUUACAUUGGUUGCUAUUGACUUUAAA
Molecule: messenger RNA, 4226 nt
Organism: Vigna angularis (adzuki bean)
Lineage: Eukaryota; Viridiplantae; Streptophyta; Magnoliopsida; Fabales; Fabaceae
Exons: 13
Coding region: 708-3860 (1050 amino acids)
Biological process (GO): negative regulation of DNA-templated transcription
Molecular function (GO): acyltransferase activity, transferring groups other than amino-acyl groups; transcription corepressor activity
Source: RefSeq, a predicted model, not a curated record